AUGUCUGCGCUGGCAGGACCUGCGGCUCCCAUCGUGGUACCGAUCGCAGCAAGUAUCGUACUCGCCUUAUGGGUUCGCGAUGUGUAUCAGACGUCCCACGCAGUGCUUCGGCGCUUCAUGUGCUACAUUGUCGACUUAACUCUAGUGUUGCAAACACUUUAUCUUGUGUCAACAAGUCAAGAAUUAACUUGCAGGGUUAUCAAGCUCGUGGUCGCUUCUUACAUUGCCUCACCAGUGAGCGGAGAAGUUCACGCCAAAAUUCAGGAGUAUGAUAGGGGACUAUCAUUCCUUGAACGCGCGGAUCGUGACACAUUGGACAAGAUCGUCGAGCUCAUGCAAUUCUAUAGCAUCGGUGCAGAAAGAAUUUCUGAAUUUCGAGCACAGAUUCCACCUGUAGAUUUGUUCUUGGACGAACCAUGGGAAGUUGAGGUGUAG
Suillus bovinus is the source of this 435-nucleotide messenger RNA. RefSeq lists its product as uncharacterized. NCBI's taxonomy places the organism in Eukaryota, Fungi, Basidiomycota, Agaricomycetes, Boletales, Suillaceae. The record is from RefSeq and is a predicted model, not a curated record. The transcript has 2 exons. Bases 1 to 435 code for a protein of 144 amino acids.